Molecule: messenger RNA, 910 nt
Organism: Chenopodium quinoa (quinoa)
Lineage: Eukaryota; Viridiplantae; Streptophyta; Magnoliopsida; Caryophyllales; Amaranthaceae
Product: protein LIM1
Exons: 2
Coding region: 311-646 (111 amino acids)
Biological process (GO): systemic acquired resistance
Molecular function (GO): fatty acid binding
Source: RefSeq, a predicted model, not a curated record
UCUUCCCCAAUUUUUAUCCCGUCUACCUUUUUGAGGUGGGUUGAUCCCCUAGAUGUGCGAGUGCAUUGCAUAUGAAGUGUGCAGUCACGGAAUUUGGGUUUUCAAACUGUUCUAGGGUAGGCACGAUUUAUGUGAUAACUUAGGAGUACAGCUGGCAGAUCUCAGCAUCAAAAUGCUGAUGUGUGGUAGGAUGAAGAUGCACAUUGGCAUGAGUGAUUGUCAACUCUCCUUUAUAUUUAAUUUGAUUCCCAUUGAUUCAAACCCUUGUAUGCAUCCUACUGCUGAAGGGAAUUUUCACUCUAGUUGAAUCAUGAAGUUACCCCAUUGCCAUGACAAGGCUUUUGUUUAUUUUGUGGUCAUGAUGUUAAUCAUGUCAGUGAUGGUAAGGCAGGGCCAAGGGCACACCUGUAGCAACACGUUCUUCUCAGCACUGGUGCAGCUUUUACCAUGCAGGACUGCGGUUUCCCCAUUCAGCCCUAUCCCACCAAGCGAGACAUGCUGUAAUGCCAUCAAAACUUUGGGACAGCCUUGUUUAUGUGUGCUUGUCAAUGGCCCCCCUAUAUCUGGUGUUGAUCGAAGCAUGGCCUUGCAGCUCCCUGACAAAUGUGCCACCAAUUUUGAUCCAUGUGAGUUAGCAAGGAAGUAAUAUUUGGCAGGGUGAGCUCUGAAGAUAAUGUAAUAAAUAAUAGAGUUCUUAGAAAUGCCACUUAUAAUAUUUCCAUAUAAUGCAUGAUGUAAUAAGGGGGAGAAUAUGUAUUAGCUUCUUUUAAAAUUUCAUCCCCUUUGCAUGUCUACUUUCUCAAGCAGCUGCUCAUAUUGUAGCUUGUGUUUGAGAUCCUGGAAAAUAUUAGGGUGUAAUGUUCUGCUCUAAUUUAUCAAAAGAUAUGGCUAUUUGGCCAACUAUUAGCUA